AUGGCCGCACAAAGAGAACGGGAACUAAAGCUAACCGAUGACCUUUCACGCAGUCGCACAGAGCAUGAAAACCUCAGUGGGAAACUGGCUGAACAGAAAAAGGAAAUGGAGCAGCUGAAUGAAAAGCUCUCUGCUGAAUUCAAAAACCUGGCAAACCAGAUAUUUGAGGAAAAAUCCAAAAAGUUUACUGAUCAGAAUAAAGAAAACCUCGGUGAAUUGCUGAACCCUUUGCGGGAGCGUAUCGCUGAAUUCCAGAAGAAGGUGGAAGAUACCAAUACCCAAAGCGUUCAGCGUAAUGCAGCUUUGAAUGAGCAAUUAAAAAACCUGAAGGAACUGAACCAACAGAUCACUCAGGAGGCAAAAAGCCUCACCCUGGCCCUGCGUGGAGAUUCCAAGACGCAGGGUGGCUGGGGUGAAAUGCAGCUGGAGAGCAUACUGGAGAAGGCGGGCCUGCAGAAAGAUAUUCAUUACUUUAAGGAGAAGAACCUUAAAACAGAUGAAGGCAGCAAUCAGCGACUGGAUUAUAUCAUUAGCCUGCCGGAUGGCAAACACCUUAUACUGGAUUCCAAAGUUUCAUUAACGGCCUACAGCCGCUAUUACGAUACAGAAGAUGAAACCGAGCAAAAGCAAUACUUAAAGCAACACCUGGAUAGCAUCAACGGGCAUAUUAAAAGCCUGGGCGAUAGAAAUUACCAAAGCCUUUACGAUAUUAAUCCUCCGGAUUAUGUAAUGAUGUUUGUGGCCAAUGAACCAGCACUGACCAUUGCCCUUAAAGAAGAUCCGCAAUUGUAUGAAAAAGCCCUGGACCGAAACAUUGUGCUGGUAUCCACUACCACUUUACUCGCUACCUUACGCACUAUCUCUUACAUCUGGAAACAGGAUCUGCAAAACAAAAAUGCGGAGGAAAUUGCACGGCAGGCGGGCUCGUUGUAUGACAAAUUUGUGGCUUUCAGCGAAGACCUUAUGAAGCUGGGAAAUCAACUGGGCACCGUACAAAAGACCUACCAGGAAUCUAUGAAGAAAUUAACGGAUGGGCGUGACAACCUGGUCCGGAAAUCAGAACGUAUCAGGGAACUCGGAGCUAAAACAUCCAAACAAACGGAUCAGCGACUGCUGGACAGGGCGGACGAUUAA
Symbiodinium pilosum is the source of this 1134-nucleotide messenger RNA. NCBI's taxonomy places the organism in Eukaryota, Dinophyceae, Suessiales, Symbiodiniaceae. The record is from the annotation of a GenBank genome assembly.